Molecule: messenger RNA, 2388 nt
Organism: Thunnus maccoyii (southern bluefin tuna)
Lineage: Eukaryota; Metazoa; Chordata; Actinopteri; Scombriformes; Scombridae
Gene: cdk4
Product: cyclin-dependent kinase 4
Exons: 9
Coding region: 448-1368 (306 amino acids)
Biological process (GO): signal transduction; regulation of G2/M transition of mitotic cell cycle; regulation of gene expression
Cellular component (GO): cyclin-dependent protein kinase holoenzyme complex; cytoplasm; nucleus
Molecular function (GO): ATP binding; cyclin-dependent protein serine/threonine kinase activity; cyclin binding
Source: RefSeq, a predicted model, not a curated record
UGAAGCUCCGCCUCCGACUAGAGUUGCUUGAAGCAACAGGAAGCGACAACCCUAAAAGAGUGUAGACUGGAAGAAAAAGGCCGAAAUCAUAUCGGUCGAUUGGCUUCUUGUCCUCAUCAGACCCGGUGUCAGGGCUGGAAAACCUCAGCUCAAACCCGACCUGCCACUUCUGACCCAUUUCUGCAGGAGUUAUACGUGGCAGAUCAAUUAGCAUGUCCUCCUCAUAAAGCUAAAGCCAAAGCUUACCUGCCACAGCAAAGAGCAGCCGAGUGAACAUGUAGGUGAGGAGAGAAAGUCUGUGUGGCCUGUUUGUUGCUGCACUUUUCUUUGCCUGUUUAAUUAACAAAGGAGCGCCAUGGAGGAGCACCACGUGUCGGGCCUGUUUCUCUCUGCCUCCGCCCACAAGCUGGCCUUCAAUGUCCGGCUUAAUUCUGUUUGAACCUGGUCAUGGCCCACGGCUCCAGCAUCCAGUAUGAGCCAGUGGCAGAGAUCGGAGGGGGCGCUUAUGGGACAGUUUAUAAGGCCCGGGACACGGAGAGCGGGCAGUUUGUGGCUCUGAAGAGCGUGCGUGUCCAGACAGACCAAAAUGGCCUCCCAGUCUCCACAGUCAGAGAGGUGGCUCUGUUGAGAAGGCUGGAGCAGUUUGACCACCCCAAUGUGGUCAGGCUUAUGGAUGUAUGUGCCACCCAGAGGUCGGACCAGGAGACUAAAGUCACUCUAGUGUUUGAACAUGUGGACCAAGACCUCAAGACGUACCUAGAGAGAGCUCCAGCUCCAGGAUUAUCCCCUGACCGCAUAAAAGACCUGAUGAGGCAGUUGCUGUGCGGUCUUGCAUUCCUUCACUCUAACCGUGUCAUGCACAGAGACCUGAAACCAGAGAAUAUUCUGGUAACCAGCCAGGGCCAGGUGAAGCUGGCCGACUUCGGACUGGCCAGGAUCUACAGCUGCCACAUGGCCCUCACUCCUGUGGUGGUGACACUGUGGUAUCGACCCCCUGAGGUUUUGCUACAGUCGAGUUAUGCCACACCUGUGGAUAUCUGGAGCACCGGCUGCAUCUUUGCUGAGAUGUUCAGACGCAAACCUUUGUUCUGUGGAGACUCAGAAGUGGACCAACUUGGGAAAAUUUUUCAAGUUUUUGGCUUGCCACCAGAGGAGGAGUGGCCGACUGAUGUUACACUUUCAAGAAAAAACUUCCCCCCUCUCUUCCCUCGACCAAUCACUGACUUUGUUCCAGAGAUAAAUGAGCAGGGGGCGCAACUAUUGCUGAAAAUGCUAACCUUUGACCCCUUCAAACGAAUAUCUGCCCUGAAUGCACUAGAACAUCCAUAUUUCCGGGACGAGGAGACAUUGACUCAGACAAAAAGCUGAAAUGAUGCAAUGAAACAUGCAACGAGAGGUAACCGUGUCUAAGUUUAGACCUGGCCUAACCGUAAAAGAUUUCAAUUUCAGUCAGUGCCAUGCCUUUUCGAGACGUCUGGGUUAUGCUUUGGGAUAUAUUUUGUUACUCCUGCAUCACAAAGGAUUAAAAGAAGCCUGAGAAAUGAAGAGGAACGAACCUCCAAUGUGUAAAUGUCACAAUUAAUGAUGUUAACAUGUCAUGACUUCAAGGACAGUACCAGUGUUUUUGAUGUUGGCUUUCUGUAUCAGUCUUGUCAGCAGGGACUCGUACAGAAACAUCUGUCAUCUACUCUGAAAUGUUACUCUUGUUAAUUUUGUACAGUGUUUAGACAGAAGGAAGCAGGGAUGUCAUCUUUUCUUGUUAUGGGCUCAAGAAAGUCUGACAGAAGUGACGCCUCAGAGGGUUAGAACAGCUAGUCGUUAGUGAUUUUACUGUAUUUGUGUUCAUAUUUAUCAUACAAAAGGAACAAAAACACCACAAGCCUGUGUCAGAAAUAAAUCUGUAUUAUAAUUAUUAAACAUAAUUGUAUUUAAAUCAUGAUGAGAGGAAACGAGUAGUAUAAGAAGAAGAAAAACGCACAAGAAAGACACACAUGACACAAAAAAAUACUGGUAUUGCCCUCAAAUACUUUCAUGAAGUGAAAGAAAUUGUUUUUGUUAUUGGAAGACUGAAGGGGUGGACUUCAUUCUUAUGUUUAACAUUUUUUUGUCUGUUGCCAAAACCAUCUGAAAUCAAUCAGCACUGCAACUACAAAUAAAUUAAAAAAACAGUUUUAAUCACAUUCAGGCUUCAUUUGUGUAUUAUUACAUAGAUGGCAGUCCAUAUAAAAUCAAUAAAUGUGAUUCUACGAAACUGAAAUGGACUAACAAUGUUUUGUUGAAAAUAUGAUGAACUAUAUUAAAUACAAGCAAAAAUAAAAAGACCAAGUAGCCUUACCACACCUGCUGUUUGUCCUGUAAAAUUGACCAAAUAAAUGGUUAAGCACUGUU